AUGCUUGCCUCUAGACAGCUUCUGGGCAAUGUGGCCCGCAGCCGCGCCUUUACUGGCACCGCUGCCGGCAUCCGUCGCCUCGCCACGGUAUCCGACUCUCCCUUAGACAGAAAGGUUCGCCAGAAUAAUUGGGAAGAGAGCAACUUCAUCAACUACAAGAAAAUGUCCGAGAACCUCGCUAUAGUUCGUGGCCGUCUUAACCGACCGCUAAACUACGCUGAGAAGAUCCUCUACUCUCAUUUGGAUGACCCCCAUGGCCAGGAAAUUGAGCGUGGCAAAUCGUAUCUCAAGCUUCGUCCCGAUCGCGUUGCUUGUCAAGAUGCCACCGCGCAGAUGGCCAUUCUGCAGUUCAUGUCCGCUGGAAUGGACGCUGUUGCGAACCCUAGCACUGUUCACUGCGAUCACUUGAUUGAGGCCCAAGUAGGCGGCAGCAAGGAUCUGGCUCGCGCGAUCAGCAUCAACAAGGAGGUUUACGACUUCCUAUCGAGCGCCUGCGCGAAGUAUAACAUUGGGUUCUGGAAGCCCGGCUCCGGUAUUAUCCACCAGAUUAUUCUGGAGAAUUAUGCCUUCCCCGGCGGGCUUCUCAUCGGUACCGACUCCCACACCCCCAACGGCGGCGGUCUUGGUAUGGCUGCUAUCGGUGUUGGUGGUGCUGACGCCGUUGAUGUCAUGGCCAACCUGCCUUGGGAGUUGAAAGCCCCGAAGGUUAUCGGCGUUAAGCUGACGGGCGAGCUUUCCGGCUGGACAUCGCCCAAGGAUAUCAUUCUCAAGGUCGCCGACAUUCUUACUGUGAAGGGGGGCACCGGUGCCAUCGUCGAGUACCACGGCCCUGGUGUUGACAACAUCUCGUGCACCGGCAUGGCGACUAUUUGUAACAUGGGUGCCGAAAUCGGUGCGACUACCUCUGUUUUCCCCUUCAACGAUCGCAUGUACGACUAUCUUGUUGCCACCAAGCGCAAGGACAUUGGCGACUUCGCUCGCGUCUACGCGAAGGAGCUCCGCGAAGAUGAGGGCGCCGAGUACGAUCAGCUCAUUGAGCUCAAUCUCUCUGAACUCGAGCCUCACAUCAACGGUCCAUUCACUCCCGACCUGGGAACUCCCAUCUCAAAAUUCAGCCAGGCUGUUAAGGAGAAUGGCUGGCCUGAGGAGCUCAGGGUCGGUCUGAUUGGCUCUUGCACCAACUCUUCCUACGAAGACAUGUCCCGCGCUGCGUCUAUCGCUCGUGAUGCUCUUGACCACGGAAUCAAGGCCAAGGCUGCUUUCACCGUCACCCCUGGAUCUGAACAAAUUCGUGCCACCAUCGCCCGCGACGGUCAGCUUCAGACAUUUGAGGAGUUCGGUGGCAUUGUUCUUGCUAACGCUUGCGGUCCUUGCAUUGGUCAGUGGGAUCGUACCGACGUCAAGAAAGGUGAAGCCAAUUCCAUCUUGUCUUCUUACAACCGUAACUUUACCGGUAGAAAUGACGGAAAUCCUGCAACUCACUCCUUCGUCACAUCUCCUGACCUCGUCGUUGCUCUCACUAUCGCUGGCUCUCUCCACUUCAACCCUUUGACCGACAAGCUGAAAGAUAAGGAUGGCAAUGAAUUCAUGCUGAAACCUCCCACCGGGAACGGUCUCCCCACUGAUGGCUAUGACCCUGGCAACAACACUUACCAGGCCCCUCCCAAGGACCGCUCUACUGUCAACGUCCAGGUCGCCCCUACCUCGGAUCGUCUCCAAGUUCUCGAGCCUUUCCAGCCUUGGGAUGGCAAGGAUGCCAAGGAUAUACCCAUUCUUAUCAAGGCCCAGGGAAAGACCACUACCGAUCACAUCUCCAUGGCUGGUCCCUGGCUGAAGUACCGUGGCCAUCUUGACAACAUCUCCAACAACAUGUUGAUUGGCGCCAUCAAUGAGGCCAACGGUGAGGCCAACAAGAUCAAAAAUUUCACUACAGGUGAUUGGGAUGCCGUGCCCGCCGUCGCCCGUGAUUACAAGAAGAAGGGCAUCAAGUGGGUCGUUGUUGGUGAUUGGAACUAUGGCGAGGGUAGUUCGCGUGAGCAUGCUGCCCUUGAGCCCCGCCACCUCGGUGGCCUGGCCAUCGUCACUCGAAGCUUUGCCCGUAUCCACGAGACCAACCUGAAGAAGCAGGGCAUGCUUCCCCUCACCUUCGCCGACCCCGCUGACUAUGACAAGAUUAAGCCUGAUGACAAGGUUGAUAUCCUUGCUACCCAGCUUGCUGUCGGCAAGCCCAUCACCAUGGUGGUCCAUCCCAAGGACGGCAAGUCCUUCGAGAUCAGCCUACAGCAUACCUUCAACGAGGCCCAGAUCGAGUGGUUCAAGAAUGGCAGUGCUCUGAAUACAAUGGCCGCUGCCGCUCGCCAAUAA
Beauveria bassiana ARSEF 2860 is the source of this 2364-nucleotide messenger RNA. RefSeq names its product aconitate hydratase. Gene Ontology annotation, biological process: tricarboxylic acid cycle. Gene Ontology annotation, molecular function: aconitate hydratase activity; 4 iron, 4 sulfur cluster binding. NCBI's taxonomy places the organism in Eukaryota, Fungi, Ascomycota, Sordariomycetes, Hypocreales, Cordycipitaceae. The transcript has 4 exons. The record is from RefSeq and is a predicted model, not a curated record. Bases 1 to 2364 code for a protein of 787 amino acids. Gene Ontology annotation, cellular component: cytosol; mitochondrion.